UCUCCCGCCCGUGCGCGUCCACGCGAGAGCCGGGUUUGCGUUGUAACGGAGAGGCGGAUUGAAACGGGAGUUUCAAUAGAGAAUAAGCGGUGUAACCGAAGCGCAGGCAUGGCAGCGAUCCGUAAGAAGCUGGUGAUUGUGGGCGACGGGGCCUGUGGAAAGACCUGUCUGCUGAUAGUCUUCAGUAAGGACCAGUUUCCAGAGGUCUAUGUCCCGACGGUCUUCGAGAACUACGUAGCUGACAUCGAGGUGGACAGCAAACAGGUGGAGCUGGCUCUCUGGGACACAGCCGGACAGGAGGACUAUGAUCGGCUCAGGCCUCUAUCCUACCCUGACACAGACGUUAUCCUCAUGUGCUUCUCCAUAGACAGUCCAGACAGUUUAGAAAACAUCCCUGAGAAGUGGACUCCGGAGGUGAAGCAUUUCUGCCCCAAUGUGCCCAUCAUCCUGGUCGGGAACAAGAAGGACCUGAGGAACGAUGAGCACACGCGCCGCGAGCUGGCCAAGAUGAAACAGGAGCCAGUGAAGCCGGAGGAGGGCCGGGACAUGGCAAACCGCAUCGGUGCCUUUGGCUACAUGGAGUGCUCAGCCAAGACAAAGGACGGCGUGAGGGAGGUGUUCGAGAUGGCCACCAGGGCGGCGCUACAGGCCCGACGUGGCAAAAAACAAUCGAAAUGCCUUCUUUUGUAAAGAAACUAAACAAAGUGAAAGUGUCUGUACUCCCAGAGAAAGGAGAAAGCAGGUGAGCCCAGGCUGGCCCCCCAUCCCCAAACUCUCUCUCUACAGCCAUCAACUUGAUUUCAAAACCUCUCAGUUGAUGUUUGCUAAUCGUAGUGUGAUCCUAGUAUCUUUCAGCAGUCUGGCCUUCCAGUUGUCCUUUUUUUGUUUGCAUUGAUCUGUAACAAGUUCCAAUUUUUUUUUUUUUUUAAAACACAAAGAUGAAAAGGAAAGUUGUUUACCAUAAUUAAACACUCAAAACUAAACGUUUUUUAUUUUAUUUUGUUUUGUAUGUUUGCUGUACUUGUAUUGUUAGUCACAGAACGCCUCAAUGCAGAGCUGGUCCUAGUGCAGUUUGCAGCAAUCCUGGGCUCUGCGUUCACCUUUCCUGUCCCUCUCUGGUCCUGCGUGUCCCAUCGCACCCUGUCCGUUCACACACCCCUAGGCAGAUGUAGGAAUGUCUACCUGUUUUCUCAAGUCUGUUUACCAGACAAGGAAACCACUAGCCUUGUGUUUAUUCCAGCUUCCACUUAUUUGUAUUUUUAAAUUGUAGUUGAUUUAUGAGUCGCACUGUUUUUUUGUAAAAGUGAAUUUCCUAAAUGCUAAACUUGUAGUGUGUGUGUGUGUCUCUCAGUCUCUAAUUUUUAAGAAAACAAAAAGUAUUUGAAAAUAAAAAAACAGUAAGGGGUUGAUAAGCGAAAAUGGGUUGUCACAUGCACACAAAGAGGAGGACAUUGAUUUGUAUAAAGGCUCAGUAACUUUCUGUAAUAAAUUACUGUUAAUAUAACCAACAGAUCCACUUUUAAUAUGCAAAGCUGGAAAUAAAAGCGGACAUUGUGAUGUUUGGUUAAAAAA
This is a messenger RNA of Polyodon spathula (Mississippi paddlefish), 1572 nucleotides long. Its product is annotated as transforming protein RhoA. Bases 109 to 690 code for a protein of 193 amino acids. The transcript has 5 exons. The record is from RefSeq and is a predicted model, not a curated record. Gene Ontology annotation, molecular function: GTP binding; GTPase activity. Gene Ontology annotation, biological process: stress fiber assembly; cell migration; small GTPase-mediated signal transduction. Gene Ontology annotation, cellular component: dendritic spine; cleavage furrow. Lineage: Eukaryota; Metazoa; Chordata; Actinopteri; Acipenseriformes; Polyodontidae.